AUGGCGAUCGCUGUCAACGUUGACAUCGCGCAGGCCGAAGCACCGCGCUUCGAGAAGGUCUACUGGACCAAGGAGCCCCAUCUCCGCAAGCUUUACUUCUCGACCAUCUUCCUCAUGGUCGCCUCGGCUACGAGCGGUUACGAUGGUAUGCUCGUCAACACGUCCCAGCAGAUGUCGCGGUUUAAGGACUUCUUUGGUGACGGUGUCUCGGACAACAACAAGCUCGGCAUCCUCAUCAACAUGUUCAACAUUGGUUCCAUCAUCUCCUUCUUCAUCACUCCUUACGUGGCCGACAACUACGGACGUAAGAUGGCCAUCGUGGCUGGCUGUUGUUUCAUGGUUGUCGGCGGCUGCAUUACCGCCUUCUGCAACGGCUGGGGAAUGUACAUCGGCGGUCGUUUUAUUCUCGGUUUCGGCAACUCUUUGGCUCAGAUGUCGUCGCCCCUGCUCCUGACCGAGAUUUGCCAUCCUCAACACCGUGGUCCUGUUACUGCCAUAUACAACUGCUUGUGGAACUUGGGCGCGCUCAUUGUCUCUUCCAUCGGGUGGGGAACCUCUUACGUUGGCAACGACUGGUCCUGGCGGUCCAUCACCUUUAUUCAGAUCGUCCCCUCCGUCGUCCAGCUCGUGGGAAUCUGGUGGGUGCCGGAGUCCCCGCGUUAUCUCUGCAACAAGGACCGCUCCGAGGAAGCCCUUGCGGUUCUGGCCAAGCACCACGCCGGCGGCGACUACAACAACGCCACUGUUCAGUUCGAGUUCCGCGAGAUGAAGGAGACCAUUACCAUGGAGAGAGACGCGUCGAAGACGACCAGCUACUUGGACUUUCUUAGAACAAAGGGCAACAGGUGGCGUCUCGCCAUUGUCAUUUCCCUCGGUGUCAUCUCCCAGUACUCGGGCAACGCGCUGUUCUCCAACUACAUGGACGCCAUCUACAUAGGAGCGGGCAUCACUGAACAGAACCAGAAGCUCGCCAUCUCCACCGGCAAGUCGAUCCUCGAUCUCUCGUGCUCUAUCGGAGCCGCCCUGACGGUCGACUACUUUGGUCGUCGCCCUCUGUUCCUCGUGUCUAUGAGCGGUAUGGUCGCCGCCUUCGUCUUGUGGACCAUCACCGGUGCCGUCUACGAGAACUCGGGCGGCUCCAACGCGGGUUCCGGCUACGCCCAGCUGGUCUUCAUCUGGAUCUUUGGCAUCUUCUACGACAUUGGGUUUUCCGGUCUGCUCGUCGCUUAUGCUCUCGAGGUUCUGCCCUUCCAUCUCCGUGCGAAGGGUAUGAUGAUUAUGAACAUCCCCGUUCAAGCCAUUCUGGCCAUCGGAAACCAAACCAACAAGGUCGCGUGGGACAACCUUCCCAACCACUGGAACUUCAUGCUGUUCUACACCCUGUGGGACGCGGUCGAGCUCGUCUUUGUCUACUUCUUCUACGUCGAGACCAAGGGUCCCACACUCGAGGAGAUCUCCAAGAUCUUUGAUGGUGACGCCGCCAUUGGCCAGGUCGACGCCGCCCAGCUUGAGAAGGAGAUUCAAGCCGAUCACCACGAGGAGGACAUUAACACGCGGGCUGCGCACAGCGAGAAGACGGCUGCUUGA
Molecule: messenger RNA, 1587 nt
Organism: Colletotrichum graminicola M1.001
Lineage: Eukaryota; Fungi; Ascomycota; Sordariomycetes; Glomerellales; Glomerellaceae
Exons: 4
Coding region: 1-1587 (528 amino acids)
Biological process (GO): carbohydrate transport; transmembrane transport
Cellular component (GO): membrane
Molecular function (GO): carbohydrate:proton symporter activity
Source: RefSeq, a predicted model, not a curated record